UCUCUCGCGGGCUUUGUUUUGUUAUGGCGCUACACUUCGAAACUCCCGUUUCUUGUGUGUCUUUAAAAUACGAAGAUACGUGGACUCGUCGCAUGUAAAACAAGGCCCUGUCUGGAGAAUAUUGUCAUGUCAUCUCCAGCUGGGUUGCAGGCUCCGCAGUCCCAAACAAACUUCCUGGCCAAAUGGAUACCGAGCAGCUCCCGGGCUGGGGUAAUCCUGAACCCGUCCCCGGACCUGGCUGAAUCUCUUCGACACAGCCCAAUCUGGGGGUCCCGGGGUGUGGACGACUCCUUUGCCUCCCAGUUCGUUCCCCUCCCUGUGUCCAGUAGCAGCAGUUGCAUCAGUGUCAGUUCCCUCGUCCAUGAUGCAUACUCCAGGGAAGAAUGUAUCCAACAGAACCAGCAGCCAGGGGAUAUGACUGUGUCUGACAGACAGUUUGGGUCGACUUUACCUCCCGAGAUGGACAGUGUUGCGAAGUUGGUUGGACAGUCUCAGGACUUACCUCUGAUGCUCAAACUCCAGCAGCUGAGGCAGUGGCAGCAACACAUGCAGGAACAACUGAAAGCGCACCAGUUGGAGGAGCUGAUCCGUCUCCAGGAGGAACAGCAGAGGCUCCUGGGCAUGGUGAAUGUUGCCCAGCAGAAUGACACAGAUUCCAUGGAGACCUCCACAAUGGCUGGGGCGGACUCAGGAGAGGGCACUCUGUUAGACGGCUGCCCGCUCUCUGACACACCCCACGCAGGCCAGAGCUACCCUAUAGGCCCCCCACAGGAGCCUGCGUCUUCCCAAAUCUGGAGACGGGUGCCCACGUUCCAGCCUCCAAGUAGCAAGGACCAGGAUGAAACACUGGGGACAGAUGCCUGGAGCAGUCCAUAUGAACAUCAUCAGCUGAGUAGGGAUGUCAGUGGGGAUGAUGAGUUGGAUGAAGUCAAUUCAUCCCCCCAUUUUGCUCCCGCUGUGACUGGAGAUGGCCAAGCAUGCAGAGUAUAUAACACGGAACCAGACUCAGAGGACAGGCCCAUUAAACCAGGGAUAGGGGGUCAGAAGCAGACGUUUGAGGAGCUCCUGGAGGAACAGCUGAGACUAGAGGCACAGAGACUGAAGAGCGCCCAACAGUGCCAGGGCCCAGAGGCAGCAGAUGUAGCCAGCCCAAGAGCAAAUAGUAAACGAGCCUUCCUGAGGCGAGGGGAGGGCCUCUCCAGAUUCACUAACAAAAGCCAAGCCCCUCCGCUCAACAGGGGGAGACCCCAAAAAGAUCCCAAACCCCAGGCCAAAGUCAGCACCCGUUGGGUCUCAGAACCCAAGCCACUUCAGAGGGUCAGCCAACGCCCCCCCGUUCAACGCAAGACUGCCGUGGUCAACAAGGAGAACAGACCCAGAGACGCUUCCUCAUCCCCCGCGGACAAUAGCAGACCCGAGAGCAAAGCACGAGUGAAACCCAGAGUCCUGGGCAGUCACCACGGACAGAAUAUGGAGACGCCUGGCUGUCUGAGACCAAACACAGCGAUUAUUAACAGCCUGGCUGGGUCUUCUCCACCCGGAAGUGGAACUCCUGGGGCUGUGACUAAACCGUUUGGGCCUGAGGUGAAGACUGGAGCCCUGGCGAGGAACGGAAGUGGUCCGUUGAGCCCGGAUGGGUCAGUGGAGGGCAAACGGGCCAUGGUUCCGGAGUAUUCCCUUGAGCUGUCGUUCCAGCAGAAGCUGCGGCGUUGGGACUGUGAGCGUCAGAAGGAGAGUGUGGAGCUGGGGGAGUUUGAGCUGCUAGAGCAGGCAGCUGAGGAACUCUCCUUCUCCUCUAACUCAUCCUUCGUCAUGAAGGUGCUACAACUGGACCAGCAGAACCCCAUUAAAGGCAGCAAGGGGUACCAGCCACGCCGCCUCUCCUCCACUCCCAUUAAGUCUUCUAAGCCCUCACCACCUGAGGGGGGCACCGGCUCGUCUGAAUCUUCAGCAGUCUCCACAGCGAGGGCAAAGGAGGUCGCAAUGUGGGAAAACGGCCGAGCCAUUGUGGAAGAGGAGGAAGAUGAAUUGAGUGGCAGCAAACCACGCGAGGACAUCUCUGACAUCUCAUUUCACAGCGGUUCCGAAUCUGAGGAAUGCAAGGAGAUCGCCACACCGUCGUACCUAACUACAUUUCCCAGCAGCCUCUGGGAAAACCCACACCCCGCAUCCACCCCUCCGUACGACAAGAGGUCGUACCAGGACAGAGCGGGCCGUUCAGGCCCUGCAGAGGAGGGCGCGGAGAGUGACCUUGAUGACUCCACCCUAUUGGAGGAGAGAGAAGAAGGGGGCCGCGACGGUCAGUUGGUAUUUGAUGACGAUGACACCUGGAAUGACCUUGAGGAGGCUGGCAGCAUAGUUAAGGCCAACAGCCGAACAAGAGGUGACGCCACGGGUAAAAGCCGCACUCCCACAACACUGGCCGAUGGCGGCUCACCCCCGGAGAGGAUGCUAAAAAGAAAGGUGGCUGUGGCCAAUAGGGCGGAGCUGGACAGGGCGUCGGUUAUCACACCAGCCAACCAGGAGCCAGAUCCACCUCCGCCCGCCUCCCAGCUCAUGGCCAGGCUGUUUCCCUCGCUGAAGCCAAAGGGCCCUUCCCCUCCUCAACCAGAGCCUGGGAAGGUGGAAGAGGCCCCGGGCCAACAGCAGCAGUCCAGGCAGCUGAGGGAGAGGCUGGUGGAGAUGGAGCUGGAGAUAGAACGAUUCAGGACGGAGAACGCCGCCCUGGCCCGACUCAGACGGGAGAACGAGAAGACCCAAGAGAACCUCGGGAAGGAGAGGGCAGAGUUUGAGCAGCGGAAGGCAGAGGAGCUGGCAAAGAUCGAGGAGCUCAAGAGGGAGGAAACCAAGAAGCUGCAGAAGGAACGCAAAGUGUUCGAGAAGCACGCCUCCGCGGCCAGGGCCAUACCGGACAAGAAGGAGCGUGACGAGAUCCAGGCCCUGAAGCAACAGCUGAGUUCCUUGCAGGAGGAGCUGAAGCGGAGAGAGAGCCGAUGGUCCACCACGCACAGCCGCCUCCGGCAGCAGAUAGACACCCUGAGCUCCGAAAACGGCGCCCUGAGAGACGAGGUCCGCGCACUGGAGAAACUACGCCUCAGCGCCUGGAGGACGACCGGGACGGACUACGGCCGAGAGAAAGACCGGAGGGAGAGAGAAAAGGAGGGACCCAAGCCGUCGGACAGCAGCGUUGCCUUCGGAGACGGGGGCCUCAAGUCAACAAGCCCCGAAACGGCGAGGAACCGCGCGUCACCCAGCGGCAGCUCGUCCAGAAGCAGCCCUCCUGAACCCAGCCGCACAGGUCAAGGCGCCACCAAAGGCAUCCUGAAGAGGUCCGACCCAGGGACCGGGCCCACUCAAAGUCACCGCUCGGAGGGACAACUGGCGUCUUUGAGCAGGAGCCAGGACCAGCCUCCUCAUCUGUCCCCUGUCAAAGGUCAACAAGAUGCGAGUCAGGAGGUCUUUACCCAUCCUGAUGGAAAGGUGGAGACCAUCCUGCCCUGUGGAGGGAGACGCAUUGUGUUUCCCAACGGGACCAGGAAGGAGGUGUCUGCAGACGGACUGACAGCCAAGGUCACCUUCUUCAACGGGGACAUCAAGCAGGUCAUGGCUGACCAGAGAGUGAUCUACUACUACGCUGAAGCCCAGACCACUCACACCACCUAUCCAGACGGCAUGGAGGUUCUGCAGUUCCCCAACAACCAGACUGAAAAACACUUCCCUGAUGGCCGUAAGGAGAUCACGUUCCCUGACCAGACCAUCAAGAACCUGUAUCCUGAUGGAAGGGAGGAGAGUGUGCUCACUGAUGGGACCAUCAUUCAAGUUAACCUGGACGGAAGUAAGGAGAUCCAGUUCAACACAGGCCAGAAGGAGAUCCACACUGCUGACUACAAGAGGAGAGAAUACCCAGAUGGCACUGUGAAGACUGUCUAUACAGACGGCAGACAGGAGACCAGUUACCCCACCGGACGCCUCCGGGUCAAAGACAAAGAUGGCAAUGUAGUCAUAGACAACAGGCCGUAGCACUCUUCAUGUAACGUACCGUGGCCACAUCUCUGUUGGGGUGAGAGGUUGUGUGAGUUUGACAAAUGUUAAAUGUGUGUUUUGUGUGAGUUGAAUGCACUGUAGUGUCUGUUGGUUGUAAAUGUAUUAUAUUUAUUUUCUUAGCUGAUUGUAAAUUUUUUGUGAAAUACAUUCUCAUCACUGUGUGCAUCCCAUGGAGUGCAGUAAGAGACAUUAAAGCAGGUUUAAAUAAACUCUUUAAUAUUUCUGUAUUCAUACAGACACCACUUGUAAAAUAUUGAAAAAAAUAAAGUGCUUAGCCUUUAAGACUUCCAACUUAAA
Messenger RNA from Esox lucius (northern pike), 4341 nucleotides. RefSeq names its product centromere protein J (gene cpap). Gene Ontology annotation, molecular function: tubulin binding. Lineage: Eukaryota; Metazoa; Chordata; Actinopteri; Esociformes; Esocidae. Gene Ontology annotation, biological process: centriole elongation; cilium assembly. The coding region runs from base 127 to 4020 and encodes 1297 amino acids. The transcript is spliced from 18 exons. The record is from RefSeq and is a predicted model, not a curated record. Gene Ontology annotation, cellular component: centriole; nucleus; centrosome.